GAAGAAUGUAUAUCGUAUUAUCUUAUGUUGCUAUCACACUUAUUUGUAAAGAAACAACAAUGAGCGAUAUUCUGCUAAAACUGAACGAAAGAGGAAUCCCCACACAGAUAAAGUGCGUGGAGAAUAGAAACAACGAAAACAACGAAACUGCGAGAAUCAAAAUGUUUUAUUUGCCAUCGCUUUGGUCUGAACAGCAUCCUAUUUCUAUAACAAUUAACAAAACCUCAACUGUUGAAGUUGGAAAGAAAAUGUUAAAAAUUGACGCAAGUGUUUUCGAAUUUGAUGAAGAUUACAAUAUUUUACUUCGAGACACCUCACUUUUGGUGAAAUAUUUUAAACUUUUACAAGAACUUUAUGGUUUUAAAAUUGAAACAGUAGAUUCCACACAUGCGGCACCUAUUGCUCUUCCUUGUCGUCGACAACCUUAUGCUUGGAAUUAUUAUUUAUCUCCAGCAAUUACAGAAGUUUCACCCAUAUUUGUCAUCAAGGCAGCGCAGCCACUCGAAAAAUCUGUUGCUCUUCUGAAACCUUUCCAAGGUUUACUCUGGAUUUUCAUUAGUGCAACCAUUCCAUUGCUGUUAUCAUUAUCGUUUGUCAUUUUCAAAGUGGAAGCAAGAAUUUGUCAUAAGAAGCCAUUGCGUUUUACAUCAAUAUUUUGGACGAUAUUACGAUGUUUGUUACGUCAAGAUGUUGAUAUUGAUUCAGUUUAUUUGAAUACAUUACGUAUCACUUUCGGCAUUUGGAUGAUGAUGGCUUUCGUUUUGACUUCUGGAUAUCUUGGCAUACUUCCAUCAUAUAUGAUUUUUCCUGGAGAAGAGAAAAUUCCUCAAACUUUUAAAGAAUUAUUAGCUGUGUCUUCGGAUGAAAAAUACUAUUUGGGUGUUAUAACUUUUUCCUUGCAAUAUGUCUCACUCUGGAGUUUAGUCUGGAAACAACAACCAAAUGAAAUUCUAGAAGAUAUCAGAGAAUACAUCAGUGAAUACAGCUUGGCAAACAUACAAAACGUAUCGCAUGGAUUGGAGCAUGUUUUGAAUGAUAAUGGCUGCCUGAUUUCAUGCAAUAACGAUAUUCAACUGGGAAUUGAAGAAUUCGGAAGAAGUAAAUUUUUCAUAUCUUCAGAUAUUUUGAACACAGAAUUUCAUUUUAUUUGCAUGAGAGAGUACUUUCCGUAUAUCUUUGAAUUCCGACGGAUGACUACCAUCAUUCAGCAAUCUGGAAUCGCUGAGAAACUACUUCGAGAUUCACAGGAAGAUGUUCGAAGACAAAGAGAAUUCUACGAAACUGUAGAGAUAGAAGAGGAAGAUAAACUAAAAGUAGAGCAUAUUAUAGGCUCUAUUUAUAUACUAAUUGCUGGAUAUGUAAUUUCAAUAACAGUUUUCUUCAUGGAGGUUAUUGUACACUGCGGGAGAAAGUGCGUAUCUCGAAUUAAAGCAAGAAAGUAUCGAAGUUUCUGUUUGUGCAAACUUAGAGUACACCAGAAGUGAAAAAGUUGAUAAUAUUUUAUUUUCAUUUAUUCAAAGAAAAUUAAUAUUUGAAAACAAUUGUUGUUAUGUCACUUAAUAGGGAUUGUGCAUGAUUACUACUUUUAUAUAAUU
This is a messenger RNA of Centruroides sculpturatus (bark scorpion), 1595 nucleotides long. RefSeq lists its product as uncharacterized. Bases 6 to 1484 code for a protein of 492 amino acids. The record is from RefSeq and is a predicted model, not a curated record. Lineage: Eukaryota; Metazoa; Arthropoda; Arachnida; Scorpiones; Buthidae. The transcript has 9 exons.